Molecule: messenger RNA, 420 nt
Organism: Aspergillus tanneri
Lineage: Eukaryota; Fungi; Ascomycota; Eurotiomycetes; Eurotiales; Aspergillaceae
Gene: MMS2
Product: E2 ubiquitin-conjugating protein MMS2
Exons: 5
Coding region: 1-420 (139 amino acids)
Biological process (GO): DNA damage tolerance; protein K63-linked ubiquitination
Cellular component (GO): nucleus
Source: RefSeq, a predicted model, not a curated record
AUGUCAGCUAAAGUUCCCAGGAAUUUCAGGCUCCUUGAGGAGCUUGAGAAGGGUGAGAAGGGCCUCGGUGCUGAGGCAUGUUCGUAUGGUCUUGCCGAUGGAGAUGACACGAUGAUGAGCAACUGGAAUGGAACUAUUCUUGGCCCCCCUCAUAGUGUUCACGAGAACAGAAUAUACAGUGUUAAUAUCCAUUGCGGCCCAGACUACCCCGACAACCCCCCGACCAUUCAAUUCAUUUCACGUGUGAAUCUUCCCUGUGUUGAUCCACGAACUGGAAAGGUUGAUCCCACAAAACUGCCAUGCAUCGCUCAAUGGAAGCGCGAUUAUACCAUGGAGACUAUUCUUCUCGAGAUUAGAAGAUACAUGGCCCUUCCACAACAUAAGAAGCUUCCCCAGCCCCCCGAAGGAUCUAACUUCUAA